AUGAAGCUCGCUUAUCUGUUCAUCGUCCUUGUCGCCCUGCCUUCCGUGUUCCCCAGCGCGGAGGACAAGGGUAAGGUGGAGGAUGGGUUUGAGGUGGAGGACUCGGUUAUCCCAGAGGUCCCUACAGAGAGCCGGUCUCGCUUCGCCAUGCUGGACGACGUGCGGCUGCUGGCCAACGGGCUCCUUCAGCUGGGCCACAGCCUCCGGGAGUUUGUGCACAAGACCAAGGGCCAGAUCAACGACAUCUUCCAGAAGCUCAGCAUCUUCGACAGGUCCUUCAGCCAGCUGUCGGAGGUCACCACCGAGAUCAAGGAGAAGGAGGAGGAGCUGAAGAAGACCACCACCUUCCUCAAGGCCAACAACGAGGAGAUCAAGAGCCUGUCGCUGGAGAUGAGCUCCAAGAUGAACAGCAUCAUGCAGGAGCGGAGCCAGCUGCAGAACAAGGUGGGCGGCCUGGAGGAGAAGCUGAGUGGCCUGUCCCAGAGCCUGCCCCCUGUGGAGCAGCUGAACGAGAUCUCCGCACUCAGGGAAGUGAUUGAUGCCCAGGACAAGAGUAUCACAGACCUGCUGAGGGCAGUGAGGGAGCAGAAUGAUCAGCUGAACUACCAGAAGAACAAGAUCAAAUCCCUGGAGGAGCGGCUCAACUACGACUCUUUCCAAGAAACUGCUGAUAAAACAUCCGACUCUCACCCUGAGACGCCCAUUCUUCAAUAUCUGUCCAGUAACUCCACCAACAGCAGCUUUGACAUUGACGACCUUCCUGCAGACUGCAGUGAGAUUUUCAAAAGAGGAGAGAGAAGCAGUGGCAUGUACCCCAUCAAGCCAAAUCAAUCUGAGCCAUUUUAUGUGUACUGCGAAAUGACUGCAGAUGGAGGCUCCACUGUCAUCCAGACACGCCGGGACGGGUCUGUGGAUUUCGACCAGACAUGGGAGAAGUACGAAAAUGGAUUCGGGGACCUUGAGAGGGAGUUCUGGCUGGGUCUGAGGAAGAUUCACGCCAUCUCCAGCCAGGGAGGCGACUCCAUCCUGCGCAUUGAGCUGGAGGACUGGAAGCAGGGCAGACGCUCCGUAGAGUACCGCUUCACCCUGGAGGGCCCCGCCUCCCAGUACGCUCUCCAGCUGACGCACCUGUCUGGAGAUCUGCCCGACGCCAUGAGCAACCACACCGGCACGAGGUUCUCCACGAAGGACCGCGACAACGACAACAAGGAGGACUCAAACUGCGCCCAAGAUUACACAGGUGGCUGGUGGUUCAAUGCCUGCGGCGAUGCCAAUCUAAACGGAAAAUACAUCCACAUCAGACCGAAGGGACGCACGGAACGGAGGAGGGGACUUUACUGGAAGCCCGGUCGAGGGAACUCCUACUCUGUCAGGGCAACCAAGAUGUCAGUUCGUCCCUUGCCCAUUGACAGCAGCUCCCGCUAA
This is a messenger RNA of Megalops cyprinoides (Indo-Pacific tarpon), 1425 nucleotides long. RefSeq names its product angiopoietin-related protein 3-like. The coding region runs from base 1 to 1425 and encodes 474 amino acids. The record is from RefSeq and is a predicted model, not a curated record. NCBI's taxonomy places the organism in Eukaryota, Metazoa, Chordata, Actinopteri, Elopiformes, Megalopidae. Gene Ontology annotation, biological process: triglyceride homeostasis; phospholipid catabolic process; phospholipid homeostasis. The transcript has 7 exons.